AUGUCAGAACGCGAGCAGGGACCUCAAUUCGAGUAUGACAGUCCCAUAGCAGAGUAUUCAGAAGAUGCAUCCUCGGCAAUCGGGCCAGUUCCAGAAACAGAGUCCUCACCAGCUCUAAACUAUUCAAAUAACGCGUCUACGCAGGAUGUCUCGGUCGACUCGAGUCAAAUCGGCCCAGUGCCAGAAAACUCUAUGGAUUCCGUCACUUCGGCGACAUCUGCUGCCACAACAAGACAUGUUCCCAAACGAGAGAGUGAGGAUCAAAGUCAGGAUGCUGAUGAAGAGGAUACAACGGAGAGUGAAGAAGAAGACGAGGAUGAGGAGAGCGAGGACGGCGAGGAAGAGGAACCUGUUCUCAAGUACGAGAAGAUUGGAAAUGACUUGGUCGAGAAAUUUGAGAAAGAUGGUGCCAGUGCUAUCGCAGUCGGUCCCAGCUACUUUGCUGUUGGGACACACAAUGGCCUGGUUUACCUAUUUUCCCUAAGCGGUACACUCCUCAGACGUUACCGACCGCACUCUGCUACCAUCACCGACAUUGCAAUAUCCAGUUCACUAUCCGAGCCACCUCCGCAAUCAGUAGCCAUUCCUCAGCCUACCCUUCCCUCAUUCUCCCUCUUCCCCACUAGCUUGCCCGGAACGCCACGGACAUCAACGCCGCACAACGACGGAUCGUCAUCAGAAAAGAAAGCCCCGUCAGAGGCGCCUGCAGUUAUAUCUGAUACCAUUGCCACUGCCUCACUCGACGGCCAAGCGAUCCUGCAUUCGCUGGCUACAGGGACAACCACAGGACACAACUUUAAGCGUCCCCUCCGAACGAUUGCGCUCGAGCCCACCUAUUCGAGCUCGACAAGCAAGGCAUAUGUGUGCGGUGGGCUCGCUGGAGAACUAGUCCUCACCUCUAAAUCCCACCUAUCGCUCGGAGGUCUUGAGAAUGUUUUCGGGGGUCUAGGACUAGGAGUCGGUGGCGGUACCCAGAUCCAAAAGAUCAUUCAUAGCGGCGAGGGUCCUAUAUGGACGACGCGAUGGGACGGCGAUAUUGUCGCUUGGGCGAACGAUUUGGGUGUUCGACUCUACUCCGUGUCAAGGGGCGAACGACUCGCCUUUAUUGACCGACCAAGAGAUAGUCCCCGUGCGGACUUGUUUCAAUGCUCACUACGCUGGAUACCCAACGCGCGCAGGGACUCGAGUGCUACAGCUCAAACCUCUUUCCACGACGAACAGCAACUCAUUAUAGGCUGGGCGGACCUGGUCAAGCUCGUCCGAAUAAGUAGCCGACCUAGAGCCGCUCCCUCACAAAGUACCAGCAAGGAGACUGCCACGGGUAGUCUCGGCAUUGUCGGAGCAGCUGGACUCGGUGCAAUGGCUCCAGCUGUCCAAGGGACGGGAGUAGAGACGGUGGUCGAAGUCACCAAAGUUUUGCGACUGGACUGUAUGAUCGCAGGUGUCAUGCCGUGGCCAUUCGACGAUGUCGUCGAAGAAAAGCACGAGAAUAAAGAAGACGUAAAGCAGACUACCAUCGUACCGACCAAUGCGACCACGGCACCAAUAUCCAAUACUGGGUCGACUUCCGCCCCCCAGCCACGCAAUGCAGCAAAACCUUCGCGAGCCACGUCUUUCUUACUCCUUUCGUACCUUCCUCCAAAGGCGCUCCUUACAUCGGAAAGUACCGCUUCGCGAGCGGAUCAACGACGGCCCAAUUCAAACCCUCCCGAGUUGCAGAUUGUGACGAGCGAUGGGGACGAAAGGAGUAGCGAUGUUUUGGCUAUGAAGGGAUACGAACGGUGGGGCUGCACGGACUAUCGAAUCGUCGAGUCGUUUCCGCCCAAGCCCAGCCUGGCCACCAUGAAUAGAAAGGCCAAAGAACGUGCUGGAUCCGCCCAAUCGCUCAAAGAGAGGGAUCAUGGUGGUUGGCUCGUCAUGUCUCCCAACGGUGUUGUUUGGGUUCGUAAGCGGGAUAAGAUGGAUCGAGUUGCGUGGCUUGUGGAGCGGGAAAGGUACGAGGAAGCAUUGGCAGAAAUGGAAAGAAUGGAAAAGGAGGGAGAUUAUCUCAAGUCGGCGUCCGAACAGUACGAAAAGGCCGCUAAAUUAUGUCCUACAGUCCUCGCAAGUGAUGGAAAGGCCUGGGAGGAUUGGAUAUUCAAGUUUCGAUACGCAGAAGAACUCAGUGUCCUCGUUCCAUACAUUCCCUUCCAGACCCCAAGGCUUAGCAAGGUUGCUUAUGGAGUUGUACUGGAUUACUAUCUUCGCCAUGACGUUCCGGCCCUCAGUCGCACCAUCAAGGAGUGGCCGAGCGAAAUCUACGACAUUCCCGCUCUAAUCAAUGCGAUACCUCAACCCCCACAGACAACAAUGCUCAUGGAAUGUCUCGCCGACCUAUACAUUAAGAAUCGACAGCCUGGAAAGGCACUGCCCUACUUUCUUCGUCUCCGACGACCGAAUGUAUUCCAGCUCAUCCGAGAGAACCACUUGUUUACAGACGUGCAAGACCAAGCUCUUUUGCUGGUGGAAUUCGACCAGGAACUGCUCAAACAGAGGGAACACGUCAAGGCAACCCAACAAGCUGAAGCACCGACAAGGGCGAAUACAGCUGCUACACAGUCAAAAGCCUCGUCUCCACCAGCGAAAGGAGCCCAUCGGCGUGCAGCUACUGACUCGGUCGGAGGGAGUGGCGGAGGAGGACUGUUCCAGACCUUCUUCUCCGCUGCGGCUGCAGUACCUACUGGUGUAUUUGGUGGUGGCGGGAGUGCAAAGCCAAGUGCUCCAGCUCCUCCUAAACCCGUGGCAGCGCAGCCAACGCGACCGGUGAUGACACCACAUACGCAUAGCUCUGCGUGGACGUCGACUGCACCUGGGGAUACAUCUGACCAGACAUAUGUAGUCGCUCGUGGAGAAGCCAUUCCGCUCCUUGUUGAAUAUUCACAUUCUAUACCGAUACAAAAGGUUGUAUCACAACUGGAGGAACGACCGUAUUUCCUGUUCCUUUACCUGGACGCACUGUUUGACAAGGACCCCGAGCUCAUUGCAAACUACUUGGAGAGGCAGGUCGCCCUAUACGCAGAGUAUCGCAAAGGACGGGUGAUACGUCUGCUACAGAGUGCGCAAAACCUACAAAUCAUGCUGCCUUUUGAACGAAUUUACAAGAUUUGCGAGGACAAGGACAUGGUGCCAGAGAUGGUGUGGGUUCGAAGUCGGAUGGGGGACAACAAGGGUGCUCUAUUCCUCAUCAUCGACCGACUGGGCGACGUUUCCAGGGCAAUUGAUUUUGCAAAAGAGCGCAAAGACGACGAUCUAUGGGAGGAUCUUCUUCGGUACUCCGAGUCGCGGCCAGCGUUCAUCAAGGGUCUGCUGGAAAACGUGAGCACAGAGAUUGAUUCUGAUCCUGUCCGCAUCAUACGCCGAAUCCGGAAUGGCUUGGAGAUCCCCGGACUCAAGCAGUCCAUCAUCAAGAUUCUACAAGACUUGAACCUUCAGACGAGUUUGAUGGAAGGGUGUGGGAACGUGUUGCAAAGCGACUGCGAGUAUCUAGGCAGAAGACUACAAAGGGCUCAGGCUGGUGGUCUCGUGGGAGUUGCAACCGGGGUGUGCCCCAUCUGUACAAAGCCGCUUCACCAGGCUUCGCAGGACCUUGUGCUGGCAUUCCUCUGUGGUCACGUCGUUCAUGCUCAUUGCACGAGUGGCGGCUCUGGUCUCCCAAAGCAAGCCGACAGCUCGCUGGUGGGGAUUGGUCUAGGGGUGGAAAGAGAUAUCGGCGCAAAGCUGGCUUAUGCGGAGAUGGUCAAACGCCGCCUGGAUCACGGGUGUCCUGUGCACCAAAAGCUCGAGGAGGGCGAGUCGAGUAUCCUCCAGCCACCCACAUUGCAGUCGCAUCACUCUCACCGUCACAAGUAA
Messenger RNA from Serendipita indica DSM 11827, 3888 nucleotides. The record is from the annotation of a GenBank genome assembly. Lineage: Eukaryota; Fungi; Basidiomycota; Agaricomycetes; Sebacinales; Serendipitaceae.